UACCUCUUGCAGCAAAAUCUCUUGGAGGCCUUCUGAGGUUUAAAAGAGAAGAGAGAGAAUGGCUAUAUGUCAAGGACAAUGAGAUUUGGAAUUUGCCACAAGAUGAAAACUCUAUCUUACCUGCUCUGAGAUUAAGCUACUUGAACUUGCCAUUAAAAUCAAGGCAGUGUUUUUCUUUUUGUGCUAUUUUCCCUAAAGAUGCUGAGAUUGAAAAGGAUGAACUUGUUCAUCUCUGGAUGGCAAAUGGCUUCGUCUCAUCUGAAGGAACAAUGGCAGUUGAAGAUGUAGCUGAGGAGAUAAUUAGUGAACUAUGCUGGGCAUCAUUUUUUCAAGACAUUGAAAAAGAUGAUCUUGGCAAAGUUAGGGGCUUCAAAAUACAUGAUCUACUUCAUGACCUCGCCCAAUAUGUUAUGGGUGAUUUGUGUUGCAUUGUAAAUGAUGAGAUGCCCAUUGAACAUCCAAAAAGAAUUCGCCAUCUCACGAUGGGGCCAUGUGCUCGGAACCAAAUCAUUUCUGCUUGCACAUUUAGAUCCUUAAGGACAUUUCACUUCCGACAGACAAAUUGUGCUUUGGCUUCAACGAAGAUAUUGGGACCACUUGAAUCUUUGCGAGCAUUUGAUUUGGGGUAUGCAAAUGUAUUAAAUAUGUUGCAUUUACCACUAAUUACUCCCUUCAACCAUCUAAGGUAUCUAAAUCUUAGAGGGACUUCAAUUCAAACACUUCCGGAGUCCACAAGUAGCCUAUGCAAUUUGCAGGUUUUGAAUCUCAGUUAUUGUCAAAGCCUCCGGCGGUUGCCCCGCCAUCUGAAAUACCUAAAAGCUCUUCGACAUCUCUACUUAAGGGGGUGCAGGUCGUUGGUUUACAUGCCUAAUGAGAUUGGCCAGUUGAAUUCUUUGAGAACCUUGAAUAUUUACAUAGUAGGUAAGAAGAAAGGGCUAAGGUUAGAUGAAUUAGCACAAUUAUGCCUCAGAGGGGAACUCCACAUUAAGAACCUGGAAAGAGUAACAAAUGCAGCAGAUGCCAAGGAAGCCAAUUUAAUGGGUAAGCAGCUAGACGUGUUGAAAUUGUCAUGGGGAAGAAAUGAGCAAUCUAAGUUGCUGCAAAAUGUUGAUCAGAUUCUCGAAGCCCUGGAACCUCAUCCAAAGCUCAUAGAUUUAGGGGUGGGAGGAUACCAAGGUAUGUAUUUCCCACAAUGGAUGGGCAAUCCUCACUUGAAGAAUUUGUGUUCCAUAAAACUUGUGGAUUGCUGGUAUAGUCAACAACUCCCCCUACUGGGGAGAUUACCAUCUCUAAAAAUACUUGCAAUAUGUUGUAUGCAUAAUUUGAGAUAUGUUGAUGAUGAAUCUUAUGAUGGGGGAGUAGCCAGAGGAUUCCAGUCUCUAAUGUGUUUGGAAUUGUGUUGCAUGCCAAACUUGGAAGGGUUAUCAAAAGAGGAAGGAGGUGACAUGUUCCCAGGUCUUUCCAAAAUGAAUGUUAUUGCAUGUCCAAGAUUGACAUUCCCUGCCCUUCCAUCUGUUAGAAAAUUAUGUAUAGCAAAAGGACGGAGGAGAUCUGGUCAUGAUUUAUUCUCUAGAGAGAUCUUAUUAUCUCAAUGCCCUUCUACAACAAGGAGCCCCAACCAAGUUCAGAUGGAUUCAAUUCAUAGUCUCAGUUGUCUCGAAAUCCUUGAAAUUCAUGAUGAUCAAGAGUUGGCUUCGUUUCCAAAGGGGACCCUUCAAGGUCUAUGUCGCCUCAGACAACUCCAUAUUCAUCACCAGAGCAAAAUGGAAGUACUUCCACUUGAACUAGCUAACAACGCUGCCCUUCAAGAGUUGCAUAUAAUUGGAUGCCACAACUUGGAGUCAUUAACAGAUCAAGUGUUAACUGGGUUACAGUCGCUCCAAAAACUAAAAAUUUUCAAAUGUGAUAAAUUCAAAGGCUUAUCCACAGGUUUUCAAAGUCUUAGUUCCCUCAAGGAUCUAAUCAUUUCCUUCUGUCCACAAAUGGUAGCAUUAGCAGAAGAUUUACAACACAUGCCCCCCAUGUUGCAAUCAAUAACUCUUCAUGAGCUCAAAAAUCUAGAAUGUUUACCUUAUUGUUGGGGUAGUACCAUGACUCUUCAGUCACUAUACAUAGCCUGUUGCCCCAAGUUGAAGUCUCUUCCAAUAAGCGUUGGAUGGUUCAAUGGUCUAAACAGUUUGACAUACAUUGUCCUAGCAUACAGAAACAAUUCGAGAAGGAAACAGGGAAGGAUUGGAAAUGGAUUAAGCACAUUCCAAAUGUUGAUCUUGGAGAAAAUUGUUGGGUGAUUCCCACUAUAGCAGCGAGUUACCCAGAUCUGACUUUCUCUAAUUGGGAAGGAAUCUGAUGGACUGAAGUGUGGCGAUUUGAAGAAAUGUAAACUUGGCUUAGGAAGGUGAAAGCAUGGCUUAGAACUUCUAUGUUGCUCCUAUUGAUGGCUAUGUGUUUUGAUCAGAAUUCUUACUAUGAUUUUUUUUAAGCAAUUACAAUUUUAUGAUAGGUUUGCUCCUCCAAACCAGUAAGCAAACUAUGCAUUUUGUGUUGGAUGUUUGUAACUAUAAAUGUUAUACUACCAAUAUUUCACAUAAAUUUAAAUUAUAGUUUUCAUUAAGUAUAACUGAUGGAAAAUGAGGUGAUGUUGAAAUUCUCCAUUGAUAAUAACGUGAUGAGUCUAAAGUGAGAAUACAAA
This is a messenger RNA of Arachis duranensis, 2689 nucleotides long. RefSeq names its product putative disease resistance protein RGA4. Lineage: Eukaryota; Viridiplantae; Streptophyta; Magnoliopsida; Fabales; Fabaceae. The transcript is spliced from 2 exons. The coding region runs from base 237 to 2288 and encodes 683 amino acids. Gene Ontology annotation, molecular function: protein binding. The record is from RefSeq and is a predicted model, not a curated record.